AUUGCUGCAUUACUAUAAUAGUAAUAGGAGAGCAUACAUAAGGUCCCACGAAAUAUGAAGGUGGCUCCCAGCCCAUUGACACCAAGAACAGAGUGCCAAAAAAGCAUCAUCUAGCCGUUACCGGUGCCAGCAGAGCUCCAAAACCUUCUCCAUUUCACGCUUCACCAAUAUUGCUAUACAGACACUCCUUCAUCUCUCUCUCGCAAAAUGGCCGAUUUCGGAUACCUUUCAGACACAGACGAAUCAGCAGUGGACGAUCUCAUAACUCAAGCUCAAGAACUCUGUGUUCUUGAACAAGUUUCUAAAAUCAACUGUUCUGAUUUUUCUAAUUCUGCUCUCCCGACUGAUUUAGAAACCCGAUUCCAAAAGCUCAAAUCCUUCCCUCUCCCCAAACCCAAAACAUCUACACCUACUGUUCUCUCUAAUUCCAACAUUGAUUUUGCCAAAACAGUUCAUGGGUCUGUUUUAGAUGAUGAUAUUAAGAUGUUUUCUCCUAACAAAAGAGACCCAAGUGAGAAAAAGCAAAUUCUCUUGGAAACCCAACAGAAUAGAGAAGAGAAAUUCUUCGUGGAGAAGGAAUCAUCUUUGAAUUCUCCAACAAUGGAAGAGAUUUAUUCAUAUAUGGGAAAAAGCCCAGAUGGGAAUAAGGGUUUAGAGAAGAAAUCUAAAGCCAAUUCAUCGGCUGAAAAUUUUAUUUCCUCAUUUGGUUCUCCUUUGGGUUCGUCGAAUUCAUCAGUGGAUCCUGAUUCUCCUCCGCCGAAAUCUGGCUGCUUUUGGUGUUCGCCAAAAAGGGCUUCUAAGAAAAAGAACAAAGAAAACUGUAACGUUAUUUGGAGCGGCAAGAAUGAUGAGUUCUUAGCUAGUUUGAAUUCAUUUUCAGUGAAAGAACAACAGAAGAUGCUAAGAAAGGCAAUGAAAGAGGAAGAAAGGAUUGAUAGAGAAGCAGAGAAGAUUGUGAAGUGGGCAAAACAGGCAUCAGAUAGAAUGAAUUUUGAUGGGAUUGAUGAUGAUUCUGGUGAUGAUGAAAAGUCCAAAUAAAUAUUAAUGAUUUUCGGUUUUAUUUUCAUGUUUAUAUAUCUUAAAUGGGAAAAUCUUAUACCUUUCUUAAACAUUUACCAUAUUUAUAGUGCUAUUGUUACAUUCUCA
Jatropha curcas is the source of this 1146-nucleotide messenger RNA. RefSeq names its product vitellogenin-2 protein. The record is from RefSeq and is a predicted model, not a curated record. Lineage: Eukaryota; Viridiplantae; Streptophyta; Magnoliopsida; Malpighiales; Euphorbiaceae.